Molecule: messenger RNA, 1149 nt
Organism: Clupea harengus (Atlantic herring)
Lineage: Eukaryota; Metazoa; Chordata; Actinopteri; Clupeiformes; Clupeidae
Product: ubiquitin carboxyl-terminal hydrolase 37-like
Exons: 8
Coding region: 1-1149 (382 amino acids)
Biological process (GO): protein deubiquitination; G1/S transition of mitotic cell cycle
Cellular component (GO): cytosol; nucleus
Molecular function (GO): cysteine-type deubiquitinase activity
Source: RefSeq, a predicted model, not a curated record
AUGUCCUUGUCGAAAGCCAAAAGAAAGGUAGAUGAUCAGCACAGACAAUUCCAGGAGAAGUGGGAGAUGGAUUAUUGUUUUGUUGAGUUCAGGCGCAAUGGCGCCUGCUUCAUCUGCAAAGAGAAGUUUGCCGUGUUGAAGGAAUAUAACUUGAAGUGGCAUUAUUGUAUGCAGAGGAGUACGCGCAAGAAAGUCCGUCCAGAGCCAGUGCCAGAGGUGGCGAUUCCCAGACCUCAGAGGGUCCGCCCGAUCCUCAGGAGGCUGAGGAAGUUCCUGAAAAAGGAACAAGCCCUUGUGGCAGAGGGCUCUGUACGGGAGCCCCAGACAACAGGGUCAGAGGUCACCCCUCACAUCCCCUCAGAGGUCUCGGCCAUUCCGAUCACACCUAGUCCAAAUGCCCUUCAAGAGACCGAGAAGGAGGAGACUAAGGUGAUCAAGGCCAUCCUCCAUGAGGACCCUGUUAAAAUGGAGGACCUCGAGGGAGAGGAGGAGACCAACUCGUCCCUUGUGCCUGCAGUGCUUGGGCCCUCCUCCAGCUCCUUGGAACGCUGUGUGACCCAGCUGAUGGGGCAAGAAGUUGCCAAGAGGGGAAGAUCAUCAAGGGGCAGAAGCCCCUCUGCUGCAUUAACUGCCCCAGAUAAUAGUGUUGCCCUCCUCCAACCUCAGCAGCUGAAGUGCAGAGGGCUGCCCAACCUGGGGCAUACCUGCUACCUGAACGCCACACUGCAGUGUCUGCUCCACCUGCAGCCUCUCUGCACUCAGCUGCUGGUGCAGGAGGAGGUGUGGAGGAUGGAGCCAAAGGCACUGCUGCUCGGUUCGUUUGUAGGACUGGUACUCCUCAGAGGGUCCUUUGAAAUGGACAUGAAGGCAGCUGUACUACUGGAGCUCAAGGACCAAAUCUCCCUGCACAACCAGGAGUUUGAGGGGAACUCGCAGAACGACGCCCAUGAGUUCCUCUCAGAGUGUCUACUGCGGCUAAGGGUCAUCGGCCAGGCACUGGCCAUGGGCGACAUGGCCUACCAGUGCCCAGUGGACACUCUGCUCUCCUUCCAGCUCCGGUAUAUAAGAACUUGCCAGAGGUCAGUGCUGUUUAUAAAGAAAGAGCUGACGCAUAAAUACAAGUUCCCAGAGAAUUGUGUUCCUCAGUGA